Alligator sinensis (Chinese alligator) is the source of this 1530-nucleotide messenger RNA. It is a transcript of the gene POU2F3, whose product is annotated as POU class 2 homeobox 3. The record is from RefSeq and is a predicted model, not a curated record. Lineage: Eukaryota; Metazoa; Chordata; Crocodylia; Alligatoridae. The transcript has 14 exons. Bases 169 to 1491 code for a protein of 440 amino acids. Gene Ontology annotation, cellular component: nucleus. Gene Ontology annotation, molecular function: RNA polymerase II cis-regulatory region sequence-specific DNA binding; DNA-binding transcription factor activity, RNA polymerase II-specific. Gene Ontology annotation, biological process: regulation of transcription by RNA polymerase II.
GGCCUGGCGGGACGGAGGCAAUGCAGCUGCCCCUGCUCUUGGAGCUGACCUGAGCCCUGCCGACGAGGUGGUGCUGCAGUGUGGGAGGCCAAGCUGGCAGCCCCUCGGGCAGGUCUGGGGCUGGCAGCAGGAAGCUGGGCACGCUGUGGAUUCCCUUCCCCUUGCAGGAUGGUGAAUCUGGAGUCCAUGCACACAGCUGUCCCCAAAGGAGACUGUGGCCCCAGGCAAGGUGGCAGCUGUCACUUCAAGGAGAUCAAGAUGAGCGGCGAUGUGGCCGAUUCCACAGAAGCGCGGAGCGAAGCCGACCAAGUGGAACCAGGAACUGAGCACAAUGGGCUGGACUUUAACAGACAGAUUAAAACUGAAGAUCUCAGUGAUUCCUUGCAAUCAACCAUACCCCCCAGAUCAAGUCCCUUUGUACAAGGACCUUCAGUGAUGCCUGGAAGCCAAAUAGCAGGGGACAUGAAUUCUCUUCACACCCUGCAGCAGCUGGUCCUUCUCCCUGGUCAUGUGCAGUCGGUUCCUCAGUUCCUGCUCUCGCAGACCCAGGCUGGGCAACAAGCUCUGCAGCCAAGCCUUCUCUCCUACCAGCAGCAGCAAAGCAGCCUCAUCCUCUCGCAGCCUGGGCCCAGCCUCGCCUCGCAGGCAGUGGGACGUUCGGGGCUCCCUGGGUCCUCAGUUGAAUCCCACCUGGACGUGUCCCAGCACUUGCAGGUUGCAAAGCACUUGCCAUCCUCAGCCACAUGCGAUGAACCUAGUGACCUGGAGGAGCUAGAAAAGUUUGCUAAGACUUUCAAGCAAAGGCGAAUCAAGCUCGGGUUCACGCAGGGCGACGUCGGACUGGCCAUGGGGAAGCUGUAUGGCAAUGAUUUCAGCCAGACCACCAUUUCGCGCUUUGAGGCACUCAACCUGAGCUUUAAGAACAUGUGCAAGCUCAAACCCCUGCUGGAGAAGUGGCUGAGCGAUGCAGAAUCUGCUCCGCUGGACUCCUCCAUGAGCACCCCCAGCUCCUACCCCUUGGUGAGCGAGAUGUUUGGGCGGAAAAGGAAGAAACGCACCAGCAUUGAGACCAACAUUCGCUCCACGCUGGAGAAGAGGUUUCAAGAUAACCCCAAGCCCAGCUCAGAGGAGAUCUCCCUGAUAGCAGAGCAGCUCUCCAUGGAAAAGGAAGUGGUUCGGGUUUGGUUCUGUAACCGGCGCCAGAAGGAGAAGCGGAUCAGCUGCCCGAUGCCAUCCCCCAUUAAAUCUCCCAUCUACAACUCCAGACUGGUCUCUACCUCAGGGUCCCUGGGACCUCCCUCAGUCAACCCAGUCCAUAGCACCAUGCCAGGGGCAGUAACAUCGUCGUGCUCUCCUGGGAACUCCAGCCAGCCCUCUUCACCUGGCACAGCGCUCCAUGCCAGUAGCCCCAGUGCAUCCCAGAGCCACUCCAAACCUGCAAUGAAUUCAUCUAGUUUCAACUCUUCUGGAUCAUGGUACCGAUGGAAUUAAACUCCUUCCCUCCACUGAGGCUGCUUCUCCAUCGCACCG